Molecule: messenger RNA, 570 nt
Organism: Solanum dulcamara
Lineage: Eukaryota; Viridiplantae; Streptophyta; Magnoliopsida; Solanales; Solanaceae
Exons: 3
Coding region: 1-570 (189 amino acids)
Source: RefSeq, a predicted model, not a curated record
AUGAGUGUCCUCUACCACCCAGAUAAAGCUAAUAUGGUUGUUGAUGCUCGUAGCAGGUUAUAUAUGGGGAGAAUAACCCAUGUGGAAGAAAGGAAGAUACAGUUGGCUAAAAAGAUGGCUUCGUAUGAGGCUCUUUAUGGAAGGAGAUGUAGGUCGGCGAUCGGUUGGUUCGAGGUUGGUAAAGCUGAAUUGAUUGUGCCAGACUUGGUUCAUCAAUCUAUGGAAAAGGUCAAGAUCAUCCAGCAAAGGGUUAAGACUGCUAAAAGUCUAUAUAAAUCUUAUGCUGUUAUUAAAAAGAGAGACUUGGAAUUUGAGGUGAAUGACUGGAUUGUGAAGAGAGUGGGUAAUAUAGCCUAUGAGUUAGAGCUACUGCUAGAGUUAGAUGUUGUCCACCCUGUGUUCCAUAUCUCCAUACUUAAGAAGUGUUUGGGAGAUCGUUCACUCAUUUUGCCAACUAAAAGCAUUGGGGUGAAAGAGAGUUUGAGUUAUGAGGAGAUUCCAAUUCAGAUUCUUGAUCGGCAGGUUCGCAAGUUGAGAACCAAGGAGGUAGCUUCAGUCAAAGUUCUAUGA